This is a messenger RNA of Orussus abietinus, 1805 nucleotides long. RefSeq names its product FERM domain-containing protein 8 (gene Bili). Bases 376 to 1722 code for a protein of 448 amino acids. Lineage: Eukaryota; Metazoa; Arthropoda; Insecta; Hymenoptera; Orussidae. The transcript has 6 exons. Gene Ontology annotation, cellular component: cytoskeleton; plasma membrane. Gene Ontology annotation, biological process: negative regulation of canonical Wnt signaling pathway. The record is from RefSeq and is a predicted model, not a curated record.
UAAUUUGUUUCUCGCUCGGUAAAUAUCACACAUUUGGGUUCAGAACUUGGUUGGAGCGGAAAAAUCAAUAAACGACCAUUGUAGACUAAGCAGUAGAACAGGAUAGAACGAGGUUGUGGUUACUCUGUACAAAAAUCUAGAUUAUUGAAGUUCGGUAAAAUUGCAUUCUUUUAUAUGUUACUAAAUACUUUCAUAUACACUUAUAUAAUAAAUGUAGAUCAAGAUAAACGUGAAUGUCGAUAAAACCCACCGUAUGUGACAUCCUCGUGAUUGCAGUGAAUAAAUAAUUGGCAAGAAUAUAUGCAUAAAUGAGGACAUAUAAGGAAGAAAUUUACAAAUAAUGUCCCCAUUAGUUAGAAGACGAUAAUUAACAAAAUGGAUCACCAGGAAGAAUCCAUAGCUCGUAGGGGACUGCCUAUCAGGUGUUUUCAAAAUGAUUAUCAUUCUAAUGGUCCUUCCUUGUCCCUUCCUUCAUCACAACACAUAAACACGGGACGGCCCACAAUUCGUAUUGCUGUUUACAUAAUGUCAGGAGUAUUUUUGACUAUGGAAAUAGAAAAGGGAUGGACAGCUCAACAAAUACUCUCAGUUGUACAAUCAGAAGCCGAUUUAGGGCAAGCAAGAGCACCUCCAGUUGUAGGACAGCCCGUUUUUGCUUUAUGGCUCUGUUCUAAACAAUUGGAGGUCCAACUUCGACCAACUCACAAACCGUUAGAAAUCGCAGCAAAGUGGCGGCGACUCAUCCAAAAAUACGGGGCCUUCGAUGAGAUAGAUGAAGAACCCGUAUUGCACUUUCGAAGAAAUGUUUUUCUCUCCCGACGAGACGAGGAACAAAUCAAAGAGACAAAAGUGCUGGAACUAUUGUAUGCCGAAGCCAGAAAUAAUGUCCUGGAAGGCAGGUAUCCGUGCGAAGGGCAAGCGCGGUAUGCAAGUUUGGGAGCUCUUCAAGCUCGCGUCGAACUUGGGCCUUACAACGCUCAAACUCACACCUUGGCAUACUUCAGAAGACAUCGUGGAAGGUUCUUACCACAUCAUUAUACAUCUCCGGGCCUACUACUAGGAUUGGGAUUUGGAUUGGGCCUAGUUGGAGGAAAGGGUGCACCAGAAGCUCGUCUCCUGGAACAAUAUAAACGUAUACCCAAUCACACCGGCACCAACAGUAACUCGCGGAAACUCGUAAGGAAGUAUCUAGAGUUCUGCUGGGGCCUACCUUGCUACGGUGCAGCAUUUUUCCAUGGACAAAUUGAACGUCCCGUCCGGGGCCUCAUUUCGUGGAUCACACACAGAGACCUCCCCGUUUUAAUAGCGAUUAAUACCUCGGGUGUGUACAUAGUCGACGAUAUGCAAUGUAGGCUGUUGCUGGGUCUGAAGUACUCUGAACUGAGCUGGGAGAUGGCUAAACCUUCGGACGAAGGGAAUCCUAACUGUCUGCCUUGUCUCUUCCUGCAAUUUUCGGUGCGGGAAAACGGAGCCCGGGUUUACAAAAUCCUACAAGUAUUCUCGAGACAAGCAAUAAUGAUAGAUACUUUGAUAUCCGGGUUUGCCGAAGAGAGUAGGAAUAAUGAGAUCGGUGGAGACGGCAGUAACUGCAACAGGUCGGUCGACAACUCGGUGGCAUCGAAUGUAGGAAACUUUACCAACAAGCUCAGCAAAUUUACAUUGGCGACGUUCGAUGACGAAGGCCGAUGUAUCGGGCAGAUGGGUUCCUGGUCGUUUCAAUGAAAUCAUGCUAUAUACGGAACACCUCAUAAUUCACAUCUUUUGUUGUAUUUUCGUGUUUUCAUCAUUAAAGUGUUUUAAUAAAG